Messenger RNA from Hydractinia symbiolongicarpus, 2964 nucleotides. RefSeq lists its product as uncharacterized. The record is from RefSeq and is a predicted model, not a curated record. The transcript is spliced from 8 exons. Bases 151 to 2907 code for a protein of 918 amino acids. Gene Ontology annotation, molecular function: DNA binding. Gene Ontology annotation, biological process: DNA integration; DNA recombination. Lineage: Eukaryota; Metazoa; Cnidaria; Hydrozoa; Anthoathecata; Hydractiniidae.
UUGUUUUUAGACGAUUGGUUUGACACAACUGGAAAAAGCGAUGACAAUGAGUCCAACACACCAGAGUCAGAUCUAGAAGAAAACGUUCAUGCCAUUGUCCAUACCCUCUCAAAGAAAGAGAAAAGAAAAAAGAAAGAAUCAGAUGAGAUCAUGGAAUUGAAGAAAAGUAUGGAGGUCAUGAGGAAGCGCUUAGAAAAAGCAGAAAAAGCAGCCGAGAGAGAAUAUACGUACGUAGAAGGUGAUAAUGAAAAUGAUGAUGACGAUGUUGAUAUGUCUGUACAGAAAAGUGAAAAUACAAGUGAAGAGAUAAGGAAAACACAUAAGAUCUUAAGCCAUGGAAAGAUUCUUGCUAACAAGAGAAAAGCUGAAAGAAAAAGGAAAAAGAUGUUAGCCUGUGUGAACAAGUAUGUCGGGCCUCCCGGUACUAUAAAAGAGCGCAAAACUGGCGUUAUUGACUACAGAAAAGUAUAUGACAUUAAAUGCCCGGUUUGUUCAGUUGUAUCUAGCAGACUCUACCAGCAUUUAAUGCUUCAACACAAAUUUUCGGAUAGGGAAGCAAAACUAAAAGAGUCAGAAGUCAGGGUGAUGUUUCUUUGGUCAAAAAAGGAAAAGCAUGGUAUCCCAAAACCGUUGCCUUGCGCAAUCUGUGGAGUUUGGCACCUGCGUCUUCGUACCCACCUGAAAAGGAAACACAAAUUUGAAGGAUCAAAAAUCACAGAAAUUUUAGAAACUGCGCGAAAAGAAAAUUGGGCUAACGAAGGAUGUUUGGAAAAUAAAGCCAAACUAGUCAAGACAGCCAAUCAAAAGGCGAAAAAACGUACGAAAUGUAAUAGAGAAGAAUUGAUUAAUACUGGGAGAACGAUUAAGUAUCUGCCAGAUAAUGCAAAGGAAGUAAAUGCAUCUAACAAAGCAGAUUGGGAUAUUGAAGGAGAUAACUUUCUCAUGUAUUAUGAAACCGGAGAGGAGUUGCUAGAAGCUUUUAAAAGUAAAGUGGAAAAGAAGAAAGGAGCUGUUAAGGCAAAGAGGUACAGACAGCAUGUGGAGUACAUAUGGACUAUUAUCGAUCCCAACAUGGCAGUGAUACCAGCCAGUGCAUUUGCAAAUUGCUUGCUUGUUGAAGAUAAAUACCACGAUCCAACUUACCGCUUGAUUGGUAAAGGAGGAAAUGAGGCUUCCACUCUAAGGGUUAGAUACGUCGCUUUGAGAGCAUUUAUUAGAUUUUUACGUCGUCGCCAUGUCUAUGGCGGCAUUACCCGUGAUCAAAUGACAGCUUUGUCGGAAUAUAUCGAUGAAUGGAACGCUGAUUUUACUGAAUCCAUUGCCCAGCGUAAAACUGACAUUAGACGAAUUAAGAUUAAACGCUUAAUGACUCCUACCCAUAUGAUUAAAUAUGGCCGAUCAAAUUUUGUGCAGGGUCUUGUGAAAAGUAUUGAAAGGGUCGCUAAGUCUGAGAAACCUACAAAACGGUUUUGUCAGCAGGUUAGAGACUAUCUGAUUACUAACUUGUGCAUAAUGAAUGGGUUGAGAUCAUCAAACCUGAUAGAACUCAGGGUUUCGGAUGUCCAGGAAGCGCACACUAGCGAAGAAUAUCCUGGAUACAUGGUGUUUACUAAUUCCCGUUAUAAAACAUCCACAAUAUAUGGUGAAAAGGUCAUUGUCUUGCCUAAAAACGUGUUUGAACAUCUUAAAUACUAUGUCAAAGAAAUAAGGCCUGUUUUGAAUCCCACAACAAAUACUUAUUUAUUCAUUUCAUCAGAUACAAAUCAACUGUCGCACGCUACAAUUGGCAGUAGCCUGACGUCAUCUUUCAAAAAUGCGGCGGUAUUUGGCAAACACGAAUAUGAUAGAGUAAGUCCUACUCGAAUAAGAUGUGCAUGCGCAACAUUCGGGUGUAAGGUUGAUGGAAUUGACAGUGGUUAUUUCGCAAAGCACUUUAUGAAAAAUAAAGAGGAUACCACAAAUAUCCAUUACAAUUUGUAUUCAAAUCAUAGAGAGGCAUUAAAACUUGCUAUGAUGAUGGGUAAUACAUUUGAAGUUGGUGGAGUUACGCAAACGUUAAAAAAAGAAGAUGUUGAAAAAAUUACAUCUGCAAUCUUAAAGAAUGAAAAAGUUAUGCCCUGUAAAGAUGAUGUUAUCGAGUGGGUAAGCAAAAACAAUAGCCUGGAACCAAAGGAAUUGUCAGAUUUUAUGGAUAUUUUGGAAGAGCUGGAAGGGGAGACCAAUAGAAUUGAUCUUUUCUACAAUAAAAAUGGAGGAAAUGUAAAGAAAAAGGAUGCUAAAAAGUCUGUUGCUGUUCCAAAGACAACACUUAAAACGUAUCCAAAGCGAAAACAAAAGCCACCUAAAGGGAGUUGUUUAGUAUUACAGCAUCAGUAUGGUGAAGACUCUAUCGGAAGCAAUUCAAGCAAUAAUGAUGACUCGAGUGAAGAGGAUGACAAUUCUAUUUGCGAAUUCUCUGCUGAAAGUUUAAAUGAAAUUUCUGACGAGAACUUGCAAACAAUGUCAGAAGUUGAUGACUGUGAAGUGGAGAACCAUCCUUUAAAAGAUAGUUUGGACGAGAAAAUUGCGAAAUAUGAAACAGUAAAGAAAAACGACCUUGUGAAAGGAAGAAAGCACUGCAGGACCAUGUUUCUCGGUCUUACGUAUGUAUGUGAAGAAUUAAUGAAACGCAAAGAUUAUGAUAACGUGUCAAAAACGAAAACAUUUACAGCAAACGAAGUAAAAAGAUGCAUUAGCAAAAACGAAAAAAUGAAAGAAGCGUGCAAAGGAAAAGACGCCGACUACUGGAAAUAUUUAGUUUUAAAUAUGCGUGAGAAAUACCAAAGAGCUAUGAAAAGGGAAGAAUACUGCAAAUGUCGUCAGUGGUUAAAUGAAGCAAAGGACAUGAUGAAUCACUGGAAUACUUAGUGCCGUUUUGUCAUUAUUAUAUGGCACAAACCGUGAUGCAUUCAUCAAGCGCCCCAC